This is a messenger RNA of Spirodela intermedia, 1365 nucleotides long. The record is from the annotation of a GenBank genome assembly. NCBI's taxonomy places the organism in Eukaryota, Viridiplantae, Streptophyta, Magnoliopsida, Alismatales, Araceae.
AUGGCGGCCGCCGCCGGUCUCGCCACCGCUCCGCCGCCACCCCCGCUUCACCGGCUCCCCAUCUCCGCCGCCCCUUCUUCCUCCUCGCAGCGCCUCUCCCGGCGCCCACCCCGUGCCACCGCCCGCGCAACCGCCACCGGCGGCGCCACAGCCGCCGGCUGGUCCUUCGAGCGGCGCAUGCGGGAAUCCCUCGCUGUGCUCGACCUGAUGCAGUCCCAAUCCAUGGAACCCGACCCUUCCCUUCUCUGCACCCUGAUCCAGAGCUGCUCCGACGAGGGCGAUCUCCAAUUCGGCCGCAAAGUCCACGAGCGGGCCCUCCGCUGCGGCCUCGCCAGCGACCCCUUCGUCGCCAACAGCCUUGUCGCCAUGUACGCCCGCUGCGGCCAUCUGGGCACCGCCCGCCGCCUGUUCGACGAAAUCCCCACCAAGAACGUCGUAUCCUGGACCACCGCUAUCUCCAUGUACCUCCGCGCGGGGUUCCCUCACGACGCCCUCGAUCUGUACAGGUCCAUGAGGGCGGACCCUUCUGCUCCAAAGCCCAACGCCUUCACCUACGCCGCCGCGUUGACCAGCUGCGCCAGAGCGAGAGAUCUGCAGAUGGGGGUCUCCAUCCACCGGGAAGCUGCGGCGGGGGCUGAUGGGUGCCUCCAGGACGAGUUCUUCGUUGUCGCUCUGGUCGACAUGUACUGCAAGUGUGGACGAGUGGAAGAAGCAAGACAGAUAUUCGACGCAAUGCCGAGCAUAAAGAUCGUCGCUUGCACCGCCAUGAUGGAGGGCUGUAAUGCCAAUGGCCGAAGCAGGGAGGCCUUGAUCAUUGCCAGGAAGACGAUGAGCUCCGGCCAUGGGGUCAAGCUCAAGCUCCUCGGAGAUAAGUUGGGUCUUCCCACCCUGCUCAGAGCUUGCUCCAUGGAGACGGCACUGAGACAGGCACAGGAGAUCCACGCCGCCAUCAUCAAGCUCAGGUACGACCUCAGCCCUAAGGCGGCUGCCUCUUUGGUGGAAUUGUAUGAGAAGUGCGAUAAGGUGGCUGCAGCCCACCGGAUUUUCGAUCACAUAGGGGCGAAAGAUCCGGGGCUGUGGGGGAGACUGGUCUUUGGGUAUGUGAGGAACGGGCUCUGUAACGAAGCUCUGGGGGUCUUCUUGGAGAUGGUCAGUUCUGGCGUUGACCCAGGAAUCUUCGUGGUCUCCGGGGCUCUCAAGGCCUGCGUUGGGUUGAUGGGCGCCGAAGAAGGGAGGCAAAUCCAUGGUCGCGCCGUGAAGGCCGGCCAUGUGCUGCUCGAAGAUUCGCUCCUGGGCAGUAGCCUUGUGGAGUUGUACAGCAAGUGCGGGGAGCAUGAAGAAGCCUCCAAGUUGAAGAGGAAGUAG